AUGGGGAUUCAAGGGGCAGUGCUGUCCUAUAGCUGUACAUCCAAGGAUGAAGACCCGGCCUACCAUCUGGUCCAGCAGAGUGCAUAUGUGUGUCACUCCGCUCCUAUGUUCUACAACAUAUCCAUGGACAGCAGUGGUGACGCGGAGCUGGAGCUCCUUUUCCCAAUUUCUUUCUCCACCCGAGCACCUGUUCAAAUCACCACUGCUACUGGACCUCCCACCCUCACCAACACCAUCACCACCACCAUGAUCCGCCUGAAGGACUUUGUCCUGAGCCGGGUGGUGGAUUUCCUGCAGGAGAAUUUGCUCAUUAUCAUCGUGGUGACCUCUCUUCUCAUCGUCAUGGUCUUCAUCAUCUGCUGUGCCUCUGCCAUGAGUCAUAAGCGCAAGCUGGAGGCCUACAAGCCCCCUCCUCACCCACCCAGGAAGUAUAUGGCAGAUAAAACUGGUGGAAGCAAGAAUUCAAGCGAGGUCCAGGAGAGGCCUUACGCCGUCGACCACGUCAAGAGGGUCCAGACUCAAAGCUCCCCCAAGAACCUGCGCAUGCCCUCUAAGGCUCUGGUGGGGGAGAGAGGGAGAGACGUCAGGUCAUCACCUCGCCAGGAGGUCAGAAAGGUCCGGGAGGCGGAGGAGGUGGAAAAGCGGAGAGAGGAGCCGAAGCACAAAGAGCACUCCAGCCCCAGCACCAGCUCCAGUCAACCGGUCUGCACCUGCCAUCUGAAAAAGGCCCAUCACUAG
Molecule: messenger RNA, 738 nt
Organism: Seriola dumerili (greater amberjack)
Lineage: Eukaryota; Metazoa; Chordata; Actinopteri; Carangiformes; Carangidae
Gene: tmem119a
Product: transmembrane protein 119
Exons: 3
Coding region: 1-738 (245 amino acids)
Biological process (GO): ossification; positive regulation of bone mineralization; positive regulation of osteoblast proliferation
Cellular component (GO): plasma membrane
Source: RefSeq, a predicted model, not a curated record